AUGACAACCAUGGACCAGAUCUUCUCGGCCUACCAAUCCCGCCUCCGCGACCUGGAAGCCAGACAACCGACCAACCCCUUCGCCAAGGGCAUCGCGUGGAUCCAGCACGGCGUGUAUCCGAUCCACGAAGCCCACAUCCCCAUGCUGGACCAGGGUUUCCUGCACAGCGACCUGACCUACGACGUGCCCUCUGUCUGGGCGGGGCGCUUCUUCCGGCUCGACGACCACCUGGCGCGCCUGGAGCGGUCAUGCGCCAAAUUACGUCUCCGCGCACCGCUCUCCCGCGCAGCCAUCAAACGCACCCUCUGCGCCAUGCUCGCGCGCUCGGGCAUCCGCGACGCCUUUGUCGAGAUCAUCGUCACGCGCGGCCUCACGGGCGUGAGAGGUCUCACGGCCGCGGAAGUGGCGGGCCUGUCGAAUAACCUGUACAUGUUCAUCGUGCCGUACGUGUGGGUCAUGAGUCCGCAGGUGCAGUGCGAGGGGAGCGGGAGUGCCGUGGUCGCGCGCUCGGUGUACCGGACCCCGCCUGCGUGUAUGGAUCCCACGGUCAAGAAUCUCCAGUGGGGGGAUCUUACGAGGGGGAUGUUCGAGGCGGGGGACCGUGGCGCGGGAUAUCCUUUCCUUACGGAUGUGAGCGUGAGCGCAAGCGGGAGCGUAAGCGAGCGCGAGGGCGACGUGAGUUCAAGUGAAGGUGUGCGUCAAGUCGACAACAACGUCGACGUCAAUAUUACCGAAGGCUCGGGCUUCAACAUCGUCAUCAUCAAAAAUUCCACGCUCUACACGCCGCGCAAGGGCGUCCUCGAGGGCGUCACCAGGGAGAGUGUCUUUGAGUGCUGUCGUCGUCUGGGCGUCGCCUAUGUCCUUGACAAAGUCCCCCUGCGCAUGGCUUACGAGGCGGACGAGAUCUUCAUGUGCACUACUGCUGGCGGAAUCAUGCCUAUUACUAAGCUCGAUGGGAAAGCUGUGGGCGAUGGGACCGUCGGGCCGAUCACGACGCGGAUUUGGGAUCUUUACUGGCGGUUGCAUUUUGACGAGGGGUUUAGCUUUGCUGUCGAUUAUGAGGAUGAGAGGGGGUUGGAUGGGCGGGUAGAGGAUGAGGAUAGGGAUGGGAAGGGUAGCCAGGCGAAUGGGUUGAGCAGGAGGGAGGGAGAAGAAAGUGCAAAGGCCUAUGGGGAUGCUAAUGGGAAGGUCAUCAACGGGACGGCGCAUUGA
Cladophialophora carrionii CBS 160.54 is the source of this 1212-nucleotide messenger RNA. RefSeq lists its product as uncharacterized. The coding region runs from base 1 to 1212 and encodes 403 amino acids. The transcript has a single exon. Gene Ontology annotation, biological process: carboxylic acid metabolic process. Gene Ontology annotation, molecular function: catalytic activity. NCBI's taxonomy places the organism in Eukaryota, Fungi, Ascomycota, Eurotiomycetes, Chaetothyriales, Herpotrichiellaceae. The record is from RefSeq and is a predicted model, not a curated record.